This is a messenger RNA of Acaulospora colombiana, 594 nucleotides long. The record is from the annotation of a GenBank genome assembly. Lineage: Eukaryota; Fungi; Glomeromycota; Glomeromycetes; Diversisporales; Acaulosporaceae.
CCGCUCCGCGGUUACCGUGGGCAAGUCCGGUAGCAACUCUGGCGCAUACAGCGACACCGAUGAUUUUGGAAGGUCACUAUUCGAUGUAUAGUGAUAGACCCGAUACUCCAAAGGAUCUUCCAAUGCUACCUGACGGAAUCUUCCUAUCGACAAAUCUCACGGCCCCUCCAGAGGUCCAGGAUGAAUUUCAAGACCUCAGAGGGCCGGACUCCAAGCAAGAAUACGGCUAUCUAGGUAGCGAAAAACAUGUUAUUCUCGGUUUGGACGAAGUGGUGCGUCUUGUGGAUGUCGUUGCUGAGGAGCUAGGCCAGAGAGGAUUAACAACCCCCCUUUUAUUCUCCCCUUUGGCGAUUGAUAUCCGCCCCAAUGUUGUCAAGAAAUUGAUCUCUACUUUCAUUGCCACUUGCCCGCACCAUCUAGUGCUGUCGUCGACGGAAGCACGUUGGCGCGAGGAGGCAACUUUUGCUGGGCCUCAUGAAUUGGGAAUGCUCCUACGAUGGGGACUCGCUCGUAUCGUCCGUCUCGAGAAAGGGAUAGAAAUGCGGGGUUUCAUCAAUUGGGAGAGUUAUAUUCUCUGGAGACAACAGGAGCAAG